This is a messenger RNA of Labrus bergylta (ballan wrasse), 2300 nucleotides long. RefSeq names its product solute carrier family 22 member 7-like. Gene Ontology annotation, cellular component: membrane. Gene Ontology annotation, molecular function: transmembrane transporter activity. NCBI's taxonomy places the organism in Eukaryota, Metazoa, Chordata, Actinopteri, Labriformes, Labridae. Gene Ontology annotation, biological process: transmembrane transport. The record is from RefSeq and is a predicted model, not a curated record.
UCUACACAACUGGCUUUCAUUGUGCAGUCUGAGCUUUUCUGCUAAUUAAACUAAGUCAUUACAAAAUACAAGCAUGGCGACAAGAGAUUCUUUUGCAUUUUCCCUUUGACAUGUCUGAGGAGCCAUAACGCUGGUGAAGAUGAAGUUCGAGAACAUCCUGGAGGAAGUCAACGGUUUUGGGCCUUUCCAAAUCUUCAUCCUCUUCCUGCUGUGGACUCCUCGAAUCGUUCUGCCCUGUCACUUCUUACUGAACAUCUUCAUAGCAGCGGUGCCUCCUCAUCACUGUGAUAUAAGUAAACUCGCUGAUGGAGGACUCUUGGAAAAUUUAACUCAGGAGCAGAGACUGUCUGUCAGUGUUCCAGUGAAAGAAGAUGGAGGCCUUAAAUCCUGUGAGAUGUUUGCAGAGCCUCAGUUUCAGCUCUUAGCCAACUCCUCUGACACGCUCCACAACACUGACAUGCAAAUUGUUCAGUGUCAGAGUGGAUGGGUUUAUGACAACUCCACCUUCACAUCCACCCUGGCGACAGAGUGGGACCUUGUCUGUGAUAGAAAAAGCCUGACAAAAACCACAGGCACAAUCUUCUUUUUUGGUGUGAUGAUGGGAGCCAUAGCUUUUGGAUACCUGUGUGAUAAGUAUGGGAGAAAAAACACACUUUUGGCCUCUUACAUCAUGGCGAUCGUGUUCGGUUUCUCCAGCGCAUUUGCGAACUCCUACAUUCUGUUUGCAGGGCUGAGAUUUCUGACUGGGUUUGGACUGACAGGAAUCAGCAUCAACUCAGCGGUUCUCACCAUCGAGUGGGUGGACACAGGUCAUAGGUCAUUUAUUGGUGUGAUGGGCAGUCUUGCCUGGUCUGUGGGCAACAUGCUGCUGGCUGGGUUUGCCUUCCUGGUCACUGACUGGCGGUCACUCAUCAUGACUGUCACAGCCCCACUGGGAUUCGCAGUCAUCACCUGGUGGUGGGUUCCUGAGUCUGCCCGUUGGCUUUUAGCUAAUGGUAAAGUUGAAAGCGCCCAGUUUUAUCUUGACAAAUGUGCUUCAUUCAACAAAAGACCCAAACUGUCAUCGAAAAUCAAACUGGAUGUACUGUCCAGUGUGGAAAUCCAGGAAAAGCAGGAGAAAAACUACACUUACCUCGACCUAAUCAAGACCCCCAAGAUGAGAUUGCUGUCCCUAAAGGCUGGGAUUGUGUGGUUUGGAGUGGCCUUGACUUAUUAUGGAAUCAGCUUGAACAUCAGUGGAUUUGGAUUAAACAUGUACCUCACACACUUUAUCUAUGCUGCCAUUGAAGUCCCUGCCAAACUGAUGAUCUAUUUCCUUCUUAACAUCAUUGGGCGGAGAAAAUGUCAGGCUGGAACUCUGUUACUGACUGGAUUCUGCAUCGCCAUAAACAUCUUUCUUCCAACAGGUCUGUGGCAUGUGCGUGCUGUUGUUGCCAUUCUAGGAAAAGGCUUAUCUGAAGCUUCCUUCACGACCGUCUUCCUCUACACGACAGAGCUUUACCCCACAGUUAUCAGACAAAAUGGUCUGGGGUACGUCAGCUUCAUCAGUCGUCUGGGAGUAUCAAUCGCUCCGCUCAUCUUGCUGCUGGAGGAUGUGUGGACUCUUCUUCCUCAGAUCAUCAUCGGCUGCAUGGCCAUCAUUUCUGGCCUGGUGUCCCUGCUGCUUCCAGAGACAAUGAACGCGAGGCUGCCGGAGAUAAUCGACGACAUUGAAAAGCCAAGAAAAAAAGAAAUCUGCUCUCAAACUUCAGAGUCUGCCGGUGUCGUCCUGGAAUCAAAGAGUACAACAACAGAAACUAAGGAGUAAAGAGACAAGAAUAAAGAGGACUGUGUUUUUGUGCUCAUACACAUCAAACAGAACACGGGUAACCUUAACCCAUCUGGGCUUUACUUGAGCCAAGCAAUGUUUUUUGUUUGUGUUUUUCAGAUACUGCUGACUGUUAUGAAAUGGAAAAAUAAAAUAUAUCAGGAAAAUCUAUAUAAAUGUAUAUGCACUUAUCUGCUAUAUAACAUGUGACUGUUGUUCUCAAAGUGUGGAAUUUAGGCUGUAAAUAAUUUAACUUAAUGUCAAAGAAAUGUCACAGAAGUUCCUCAUCGAGUCACAUUAUGACCCCUUACAGACAACAUUCAAGUGUAUUGUUGCAUACAAGUCUUGCAAUUAAAUACUUGACUAUUUCAAGUAAAGUACAAGUGACAGACAACAAAAUCCUUUUAAUAAAUAAUGUCAAAAUAUAAAUAAAUAAUGUCAAAAUAAAUAAAUCUUAGCUUUGACAGACUACCAUAUGACCAUGACAGAUUCA